Chionomys nivalis (European snow vole) is the source of this 5500-nucleotide messenger RNA. RefSeq names its product solute carrier family 36 member 4 (gene Slc36a4). Gene Ontology annotation, cellular component: vacuolar membrane. NCBI's taxonomy places the organism in Eukaryota, Metazoa, Chordata, Mammalia, Rodentia, Cricetidae. Bases 67 to 1569 code for a protein of 500 amino acids. Gene Ontology annotation, molecular function: L-proline transmembrane transporter activity; L-alanine transmembrane transporter activity. The transcript has 11 exons. Gene Ontology annotation, biological process: L-alanine transport; amino acid transmembrane transport. The record is from RefSeq and is a predicted model, not a curated record.
GGCUCUGCGCAUGCUCGGCAGUGCGGGCGGCCGAGCGGGCGGCGGCGAUCUGGAGACCCCCGAGGGAUGGAAGCGCCGGCGCCGGCGGAGGCGGCGGGAUGCGAGGAGCUCGAUAUGGACGUGAUGAGGCCCUUAAUAAACGAGCAGAAUUUCGAUGGGACGUCGGACGAGGAGCAGGAACAGAUGAUCCUGCCAGUUCAGAAGCACUACCAGCUUGACGGGCAGCAUGGGAUUUCAUUCAUGCAGACGCUGAUGCAUCUUCUUAAGGGGAACAUUGGAACUGGCCUUUUAGGGCUCCCCUUGGCCAUAAAGAAUGCUGGCAUCGUGCUUGGACCAAUCAGCCUUGUGUUUAUAGGAAUUAUUUCCGUCCACUGUAUGCACAUAUUGGUACGUUGCAGUCACUUUCUAUGUCAGAGGUUUAAGAAGUCAACACUGGGGUACAGUGACACUGUGAGUUAUGCCAUGGAGGCCAGCCCAUGGAGUUGUCUUCAGCGGCAGGCGGCGUGGGGGCGGAGCGUGGUCGACUUUUUUCUGGUGAUAACGCAGCUGGGAUUCUGCAGCGUCUAUAUCGUCUUCUUAGCUGAGAAUGUGAAACAAGUUCACGAAGGCCUUCUGGGGAGCACAGUGCUGGUUACCAAUAGCACAGACCCAUCUCUUGCCUGUGAGAGAAGAAGUGUGGACCUCAGGGUCUAUAUGCUCUGCUUCCUCCCGUUUAUAAUUCUCUUGGUCUUCAUUCGUGAGCUGAAGAAUCUCUUCAUACUUUCCUUCCUUGCCAACAUUUCCAUGGCCGCCAGUCUUGUGAUAAUUUACCAGUAUGUUGUCAGGAACAUGCCAGAUCCCCACAAUCUUCCAGUUGUGGCUGGAUGGAAGAAAUACCCACUGUUUUUUGGUACUGCCGUGUUUGCUUUUGAAGGCAUAGGAGUGGUGCUUCCCCUGGAAAACCAAAUGAAGGAGUCCAAACGCUUCCCUCAGGCCCUGAACAUCGGCAUGGCGAUCGUCACAGUGCUGUACAUCAGCUUGGCCACUUUAGGCUACAUGUGUUUCCGUGAUGGAAUCAAGGGCAGCAUUACACUGAAUCUGCCCCAGGACAUGUGGUUGUAUCAGUCUGUGAAAAUUCUGUAUUCCUUUGGCAUUUUCGUGACCUAUUCAAUUCAGUUCUAUGUUCCAGCAGAGAUCAUUAUCCCUGGAGUCACUGCCAGACUUCAUGCCAAAUGGAGGCGAAUCUGUGAAUUUGGGAUACGGUCCUUCUUGGUUAGUAUCACCUGUGCCGGGGCGGUUCUCAUUCCUCGCCUCGACAUCGUGAUCUCCUUCGUUGGGGCUGUAAGCAGCAGCACGCUGGCCCUGAUCCUGCCGCCGCUCGUGGAAAUCCUUACGUUUUCUAAGGAGCAUUACAACAUAUGGAUGAUCCUGAAAAACAUCUCCAUAGCAUUCACUGGAGUCGUCGGCUUCUUGUUGGGCACGUAUGUCACUGUUGAAGAGAUUAUUUAUCCAACUACAGUAGCUGUAGCAGGCACCUCCCAGAGUCUCUCUCUGAAUGUGAACUCCACAUGCGCAGCAUCUGGGCUGUGAGUCCUCGGUUGUUGUCCCAUUCUAACAGCAAAUUAAGAACCAGUACAGUCACCAUACAUUUAAGCACAGUGCCAAACUCUUGUUUUGGUUGGCAGAGUAUUGCAAUUGGACUGGGACCUGGCCAUCUUUUGCAGCUACGGUAAACCAUGGCAGGUUCUUGCUUUUAUCUAAUGACAAUGAAAAAUUUAAAAUUAGCUUUGAAAAACUGAAAAAAAUUAAAAUCCAAAACUUAAAACAAUAAGCAUACCCUAUUAUUUGUUUCUGUAAGAAACACUUUGAAUAAGAAUUAAUUUUCUUGCCACUAUUGAGAAGAUAAAGGCAUUUAACAUUGUGGAAAUUAAAUAGGGACAUAGUUAAUAGGAUCUUUCUGGAGAUUCCCAUAAUAGCGAAGUAAGCCUCCUGUGUAUGUGUAUGAAAAUGCAUCAAUUGCAUUUUUAUUGCAUGGGUAAUGCUUCUGACAGCCCCUGGAAGGACAGAUGAUUCCCACUGACCGUCAUGUAGACAUUAGAAAGCUCGCAGAGCCAGAAUCACCUCACUGUUAGGCUCUACAGACAGUAGGGCUCCAUAGUCACUGGGAAGUACUGAGCAAGGUUCUGAUCUGUUUGGGUUGUGGGCAAAAAGGCCGCUGAGGUUUCUGGAAUUCCCCUCCCUUAGUUACUGUCUUAGUUGGGGUUUCUCUUGCUAUGACACAGCAUCAUGACCAAAAGCAACCUAGGGAACAAAGAGUUGAUUUCAGUUUAUAGUUUCACAUCACAGCCAUCAUCAGAGGAAGACAAGAACUCAGGGCAGGAACCUGGAGGCAGGCGCUGAUGCAGAAGUUAUGGGACGAUACUGCUCAUGGCUUUGUCAGCCUGCGUUCUAUAGCUUCCGGGACCACCAGCCCAGAGGGGGCACCACCAGCCCGGAGGUGGCACCACCCACCAUGGACUGGGCCCUUCCAAACUAUCCCACAGACUUACCCACAGGUUAGUCUUACAGAGACAUUUUCUCAGCUGAGUCUCUCUUCCAAAUUGACUCUAGAUGUUUCAAGACAGGGCAGUUACCAUUGUAGGAAAUGGAACCUCAGAAUGUCAGGUGACUUCGUCAAGAGCACUUAUCCUAGUCAAGAGAACCUGAAAUUUGUUCCAUACAGAGAUUUUUUGAAAAUUAUUUUUCAUGUCACAGUCAAGAAAGAUGAAAAAUUACAGCUUAAUUUAGUGUAGAUUUUAUUCAGUUAUAUUUUCAUCUUUGAGAGUGUGUGCCUGAUAUAUUUGAAUAUAUGUGACAGAAAAUCCAAGAAUCCUGCCUGUGACUUUACAGACCUCAUACAGAAAGAGAAGCUAACAUUUCCUUAAACAGGGAGGCUGGCUAGCUGUGGAGUAUGCUGGCCACAGGAGGUGGGGCCUCCUUGAACAGCCGGGUCAGCUGGCUAGCUGUGCAGUAUUCUAGUCGCAUGUCCCCUUGCCCCUUUGGGUUUUCAGGAAUCAUAGGUAUGUGACAGAGUACAGGAUUUUGGAUCGUCCUAGCCCUGUAGCAACUCCUUACUGUAAUCUCCCCGUGACCUGAAUGGGCAGAGGGACUUAAAAUGGAUACUUAGGAGACUUGAAACAAUUAGGAACUGUCUAGAAAAUACCGAGACGCUUCAGGCAUUGUCAUAGAAAAUGUCUCCUUCCUUCCAUCUCCAAACACACUAGCCAAGGCAAACAAGCUCAUUUGAUGAUGAAGAUGGAAUUCUAGCAUUUAAAGGAAUGAGUGCUGGGUCUUCUGGACUUCUCAGCCCUUGGUUCUCCUGUGCGUUAGUCUGUAAGAUGUCAUCAAGCUCUCUGUGGAAUUUCUAUUUUUCUAUGUAUACGUUAACGUAUUCAGGUUCAGCUUUGCUUACAUUAUUACUUUGUCUUCAACUGUGAGCCUAUAAAUGUAUCAGAAGCUUUAUUUUGGUAUGAAUUCAUAAGAACCAAAACUUUAAAAACAUUUAUGUUAGAUAUUUCUAAUAGUUGUUUAUGGUAUUUUAUGUUAAAUCGUUACUCCACGUCUCUAGUCUUGUCGAGCCUGUGGGUGAGGCUGUGAGGACAGUAGUUUCAUAGGAAUUCGACUGUGAGCACUGUAGUAGAUAUUUAAAAAUGUGCAAUGGCGUACAGGGGUUAAAAGGUCACGGCUCGGGGCAGCGUGAGCUCUUGUCAGCUGCCUUCGUGCCGUACUCCACGCUCAGUUUUAGUUUUGCAUCUCCACCUGUUACUUGUGGAAUUCACCAGGUGCGAUGGGUUUUUACACAGUGGGUCACUGCAGGACUCACAGUGUGACAUCUCCUCAGUCAGGAUUUCCCGCACAGUGGGCUGCUGCACCAGCACCCAUGCGGAAGUCCCCAGGUUAUCAACUCAAGAGAAGUCCUCGACAGAAAGGAGCGUAGGCUGACAGAAGGAGAAAGUUUUCAGUUUUAUUGUGAAACACUGUUUAGAUACAAACUGUAAAAGGCAUACACUCUUGUUCUUUAAGGGUGCCCAAAGAUAUAUUUAUCAUUUCAUCACUUUUCUAUAAUAUUUAGUUGUACAUAAUUUUCUAAAGAUUUUUGGAGAAGAUAUUUUGAUUCUAGCAGCUGUUUCUUUUGUUUGGGGGCCUACUAGAAGGGGAGGCGGCCACCCACGUUGAACUCAUGUUUGCUACUUCCCAUCACACUGGGAACUUUCCCAGAAAGCUAGUCAAUUGUGUGGGUGCCAUUUCCACUGUGGGGCGGUGAGAGGAAAGCCAUGGGCUAACCUCAGUUAUCUGCCACCUGCUUCUGUUCCCUGAGCUCCAGAGAGUGUUCCCUGGCAUCUGAGGGCACUCGUCAGAACACUGGUCCCACACAGCUUUUAACACGCUACCCAGCUUCUUCAUGGUUAAGAAGCGGGAGCCGAGAGAGUUUCAGCUUAGAUAGUCACUUAUAGAAAGCAAACUGGCAUUUGCUGUGCCCCACUACUUCCCGUUCUGUUCUCUCUGAUUUGUCACCAAAGCCGGUGAGUCUUGUGAGAUGGCCUCCUUAGACUGUUUGUAAUCCAUUUAUGGCGGUGCACUUGUGAGUUACCCGACAGGGUUUGAGCUUUGCUAUGUUCCUAGUCCUAGAACAUGUCAGCUUAAGUGCGUAUGGGUGCCAUGUCUCACGACAUCUUAACAGCUCCCUGUUCCACUUCAGUCCCCACAGAUGCCAGUGCGGUGAUUGCUGGCAACAUACAUUAGAUAUUGUACACAGCUCCCUUUCCUUCCAAGAUGGAAAAGAUACAGAACAAGCCCAUGGAGAUAAUAAGUACACUUGUUUAUAUCAACAGAUGUUAACUGUAGAGCAGUAAAACCAUUGGUUUUAUAAUGCAUCAAUAGUGUAGAAUUAUAAAAUAUUGGAAAUGGGUUUAUUUUGAUCAGCUCGGCUCAGCUCUCUUCCCUUAAUUAAGAAGAUGUGAGAAAUUUGUCUAGGAGGUAGCAGACUGCUUCCUCUCAUUAAAUGACUGUAUGUACUUGACCUCACAUGACUUACUUCCUGGAUCGGCUUGGUUUAGACCCAGCAUUUAAAAGAAAUAUGUCUAGGUCUAGAAUUGAUUUCCUAGCAGGCGGAAUGACAAAUCACCCAACUGCUCAGAUUUCCUGUUAGAACUGACUACUCUCUAGGUGUAUCCAUGCAUGUCACCCCAGAGGGACUCACAGCUGACUCCAUUUCGGCUGUUCUGCCACAGAUUGGACCAGAAUGAUGAUCACACGGGAAAACGUGUUUGUGACAUGAAAAAGUCAGGCUGUAGAUCUUUGUUUUUCAUUGUUAGCUUUAUUGAAAGUCAAGUGUCAUUGGACUUGUGUCUUAUAAUUUAUUAUUCUUUGUAAAAGAAUUUGGAAAGUGAAAGUACUGUGACUUCUGAAUUGUCAAUAAAGUAUAAUUAUUUUGCUUGCUAUUAAAUGCCUUUUAAGUUUUUCAUUUAUAAGGUUAAAUAAA